GGGUCUUGCCCCGGAUAGGUACGGCAGCCAGGUAAGCUACGGAACUCCAGGGCUAUGAAUGCUAGGUACUAGCCAAGCAAGUCGCACCGUCAGACCGAUACAAUAGGAGGAAGGUAGAUACCCUAGAUAGGCUGUCAUACAUGUCAAGUACGUACAUAAUAAGGUUAAGCACAGCUCUUUAUCACAAGCCUCUCUCCCAUUAACUUCGCGUUACAAUAAUUAUAUUUUGUUUUCUUCCUCCCUCUAAAUCGCUCCCAAAGCAUAAGCAGUGUUUUGACUAUCGUCAAGCUGCUGUUCGAAUAGUAUAAAUAUCAUCCUUGCGGGCAGUGCCCAGCUCAAUGUCGACUUCAAUAGCUUCUAGCGGCUUUUAAUUCAAUCAAUCGCUAUUAAAUAGUAUUACUUUUAUAUGCUAUUCUAAUUCAGUAUCUGGUACCUAGCUUCUGCUCCGAGAAGACAAUCGCAAAGCCGCGUACAGACCAGUUCCCUAAAUUCCGACACCAUGUCGGCCGACACGAAUCACAAUGGCGUGGAGGCCACUGAAGGUGCCCCACCAGCAGUGAGUGAGAAGAUGGCACCGACGGAACCGGAUCUCGCUGCCGUGAAAACCGGUUCGGGAUCGGACGUUGAUGAUAUUCUGCGGGGACCCAAUGGCGAGCAAUAUCCCACCCAGGAAGAGUUCGAUACCUUGCGUCGCGUGAAGGGCCCCAUCACCUGGAUUAUAUACACUAUUGCUUUCAUCGAGCUUUGCGAGCGAUUCGCAUUCUAUGGCACUACGGCCGUCUUCGUCAACUUCAUCGCCCAGCCUCUUCCGGCAGGCUCUACCACGGGCGCUGGCGGUACAGAUCUACAAGCUGGUGCUCUCGGCCAAGGCCAACGAGCCUCCACUGGCUUGACCCUAUUCAACAGCUUCUGGUCCUACCUGAUGCCUCUAGUCGGUGGUUACAUGGCCGAUACCUACUGGGGCAAAUACAAGACCAUCCACGUUGCCAUCGUGCUCGCCAUGUUCGGCCACAUCAUCCUCAUCGUCUCGGCUCUACCACCCGUCAUAGCCAACCCGCAAGGCGCCCUAGGCUGCUUCUCCGUCGGCCUCAUCUUCUUCGGCAUCGGCGUGGGCUUCUUCAAGGCGAACAUCUCGCCCAUGAUCGCCGAGCAGUACGAGAGCACGCAGCCGAGAGCCGUCAUCAAGGUGCUAAAAAGCGGCGAGCGUGUUGUCGUCGACCCCGUCUUGACCAUCUCCGUCAUCUACAUGCGCUACUACUUCUUCAUCAACGUCGGAAGCUUGACCGGCUCGAUCGCGAUGGUGUACGCCGAGAAGUACGUCGGCUUCUGGCUCUCGUACACCCUGCCCACCGCCCUGUUCAUCUUCUGCCCCCUCAUGCUCCUCGGCUUCAAGAACAAGUACGUGCGCCGACCGCCGACCGGGUCCGUGCUCGGAAAGGCCAUCGCGUUGGUCGGUCUAUCGAUGAAGGGCCGCUGGUCCGCGAACCCGAUCACCACGAUCAAGAACCUGCGCGAGCCCGGGUUCUUCGAGCGCGUGAAGCCGAGCAAGAUCCCCGAUUCGGAGCGCCCGGCGUGGAUGACGUUCGACGACCACUGGGUGGACGAGGUGCGCCGCGGCUUCAAGGCCUGCAGCGUCUUCGUCUGGUACCCCAUCUACUGGCUCUCGUACAACCAGCUGAGCAACAACCUCGUGUCCCAGGCGGCGACCAUGACGCUCAACGGCGUGCCCAACGACGUCGUCAACAACCUCGACCCCAUCGCCCUGCUCAUCUUCAUCCCCAUCUGCGACAAGUUCAUCUACCCCGCGCUGCGCCGCGCCGGCAUCAAGCUGACGCCCAUCAAGAAGAUCACCGCCGGCUUCUUCAUCGGGUCGCUGUCCAUGGUGGUGGCGGCCAUCAUCCAGCACUACAUCUACAUGCAGUCGCCCUGCCGCCUGCCCGUCGGCUACGGCUACGUCGACAACUGCCGCGCGUACCUCGGCCUCCCCGCCGACGCGCCCGAGUCCGCCUUCAAGCCCCCGCUCAGCGUCUGGAUCCAGACCCCGGCCUACAUCCUCAUCGCGUUCGCCGAGAUCGCCGCCUCCAUCACGGGGCUCGAGUACGCCUUCACGAAGGCGCCGCGCAACAUGCGCGGCUUCAUCACGGGCGUCUUCUGGUUCUCGCAGGCCUUCUCCGCCGCCAUCGGCCAGGCGUUCGUGCCCCUCGCCACGGACCCGACCCUGGUCUGGCUGUACGUCACGGUCGCCAUCAUCUCGGUGCUGGGAGGCGUCGGCUUCUGGAUCAACUUCGCGAAGCUCGACCGCGAGGAGGAGACGCUGAACGCGCUGCCGGAUAGCUUGUUCAAGGGGAGCAGGAACCAGGAUGAGGAUUUCGAGGCGCUGGGGGAGGCGCAGAGGGAGCAGGAGAGGAUUAGGCAUGCGCAGGGGUUGGAUAAGGGGGCGUGAGGGAGAUAGAUGGAGAGAGGAAAGGGAGAGAGAGGGAGGUGCUUGGAAUAUUUAUAAACCGUUCCGUGCGCGUCACUUGGCAUAUAUGCUACGCGCGGAUGUCUCCUGGAUGAUAGACGGAUGAAGGGAUGGAUAGACGAUGUCCUUCGUGGCUUGGAGAUGAAAAAGAAUACCUGUGUAAAUAUUGACAGUACUCAGUAGCAAGUUUAUUGUAUGCGCAUGAUUAUUGAUACAAGUCUUUAAC
This is a messenger RNA of Hypoxylon fragiforme, 2687 nucleotides long. Its product is annotated as PTR2-domain-containing protein. NCBI's taxonomy places the organism in Eukaryota, Fungi, Ascomycota, Sordariomycetes, Xylariales, Hypoxylaceae. Gene Ontology annotation, biological process: transmembrane transport; oligopeptide transport. Gene Ontology annotation, cellular component: membrane. The coding region runs from base 500 to 2443 and encodes 647 amino acids. The transcript has 3 exons. The record is from RefSeq and is a predicted model, not a curated record. Gene Ontology annotation, molecular function: dipeptide transmembrane transporter activity.